UCAUCGUUACAAAAGUUACAGUUGGAUGGAAGCCAUGUGGAGACUUUGCCUGGGAGCAUCAAGCAUCUUCCAAAUCUGAAAACACUCUCAUUAAUAGGUUGUAAGAUGCUUCAAUAUUGGCCAGAGCUUCCUCCAUCCAUUCGACAUUUGAAGGCCCUAAACUGCACAUUGCUGCAAAAAGUAGCAUUUGGUUUAUUUAGUUAUGAGCUACAAGAAGAAAAACGCGUAAGUAUUUCGUUGCAGAAUUGUGUGAAUUUGGAUGUGGAGAACUGUAUUUAUUCAUUCCUUCAACAUGUAAGAAAACAGGCAUAUGAAUGUGAAUUUAGGAGGAGAGGAGUAGGAAGAGAAAACAUUGUAGUUUGGAGAAGUGACUUCUUUAAAAUUUGUUACCCGGACUCCAGAGUACCAGAGUGGUUCACAUAUCGGGCAGUGGGGUCUUCUAUUACUUUUGAAGUUGCUCCUCCUUCCAGUUACUAUUUUGGUUCGCUUCUCUGCAUUGUUCUCUCUUCGCACAGUUUGGAUUUCGAGCUUGAUAUUAAAUGCAGAUGCUACUUGGAAGAUGGAAAAAUGCACAAGUAUUCGCUUGGCAUAUUAUUUUUAAGUCACGUUCCAGUGGAAGGGCAUUCAGAUCAUGUUUAUAUGACGUAUAACUUCAGCGGAAUCUUCGAUGUGAUCAAGCUGGACCAAUUGAAUAAUAAGAUUGCCUCCUCCGGACAUAAACCAAAACUCACCUUUGAAUUCUUUGUUAGCAGUGGCAUGGCUCGGGGGAAAAAAGAUUUAAAUUUGUUGAUCAAAGAGUGUGGUGUCUAUCCGUUAAAUGGCUCCAAUAAUUGCGUGGAAUAGAUAAUCUUUUGGGGUUGGGGCAUAUAUAAACAAUAGGCGAGACCACUGAAUUGUGGGGUAUUGGAGUUGGAAGUUCCAAUAAGCAAGGACUGUACUCUCCCGCAAAGAUAAAGGAGUUCGGCUAAAUGUUACAAUAGCAAGGUUUCUGUCACAAAUGAGAUUGUGCACAUUGCACAAUGAAUCAAUUGGGGUGACUGUAGCGGCUGAGGAGGAGCACCAAGAUUAAGUAUUCAAGAGGAUGGUUUGUAGCUUUUCUCUGCCUGGCACAGCUGCACACAUGGGUAAAUGAUGGAAAGAGAAGUCAACGAAGAAUGGUGUCUAAUUCAGGAUGGAAAUUCUAUUCUCUGAAUUGCAUAAGUCAGUACAACACUACCUUAAAGAGUCUACAGGCUGCUCUGCUGCUCUCUUCUCUGGGUUCUCUUCUCAAAAGGUUGAAGCAGGAAGCUCUUAGCCCCAUCCGGAUGUCCUCCUGUUCUUGCGUUUUUCACUUGCCUAGACCCACAAGCCACAAGUCCACAACCACACCCAAGAAUUGGCAGCACCACUAGUGCGGCCCGGAGUUAUUGCUGGAGAAUACAACUGAUGGUGUCUCUGGUACUCCCCCUAGAUUGUGUGGUCACCUUAGGGAAGACAACCGAUCACAGCACCACCCAAAACUGCAGCAUUGCUGGCUCUUCAUUGGCCCUUAGAAUGGCAUCAAGGUGUAGCUGCGACGGAAAAGGAGUUUUUCUUUGAAUCUUUGUGUGAUUAGAAGUUAAAACAUAUAAUUUCUUUUUGAAAUAAUAAGUUCAAUUGUUUUUCUUAUUCUUAUGAUCUAAUUAUCCUUCGUUCUGCAAUUAUGACAUUUUAGAUUGAAAAUAUUUUGUUUGGUGAUUCUUGCA
This is a messenger RNA of Arachis duranensis, 1724 nucleotides long. Its product is annotated as disease resistance-like protein DSC1. The annotation marks the transcript as partial. The transcript has 4 exons. NCBI's taxonomy places the organism in Eukaryota, Viridiplantae, Streptophyta, Magnoliopsida, Fabales, Fabaceae. The record is from RefSeq and is a predicted model, not a curated record.